AGAAAUGUCGCUCGAAGAGUCCAGGCGGUCGCAGAGGCCUUAUCGGUAUGGAAUGGUCUUACUGUGCGUCGGUGCGCUUAUCAACUGGUUAGGACUCGCUGAGAAUUAUGUCGAGCCUGUCAGAUAUGUCGGGGUGGCUUGUAUUGUCGCUGGCGCGCUUUUAAUUUGUGCCGCCAUGUGUUGUUGGCUUCACGCGCCCCCUGUCAGAACUAAUGUGGGCACGCAUGGCUCUAAUCAUCCUAACACUAUCCAAAUUUUGAUGAAUAUUUAUUGUCUAGAGGGUAGUUACCCCGGAUCAAUGAAUGAUGUUGAAGAACCAGCAAGUGUCGCUCGACAAAAACCUCCAGACUAUGAUGCGGUAGCAGAUGCACCGCCUAGUUAUGAUGACGCUAUUAAACUUAAUCCAGGACAAUUAACAACUCGCGCUAGUAUCAGCGGGAUUUCGCCGAUUUUACCGGGUAUGAUUACAAUGUCGAAUAAUAGCUCCGCGACAAGUGGAAUUUCCAAUGACCAACCGACUGCUCCUACACCACCGCCUGCGUACGCCAGGUAA
Messenger RNA from Cotesia congregata, 553 nucleotides. Lineage: Eukaryota; Metazoa; Arthropoda; Insecta; Hymenoptera; Braconidae. The record is from the annotation of a GenBank genome assembly.